Molecule: messenger RNA, 1582 nt
Organism: Haliotis rubra (blacklip abalone)
Lineage: Eukaryota; Metazoa; Mollusca; Gastropoda; Lepetellida; Haliotidae
Product: protein PIF-like
Exons: 8
Coding region: 133-1377 (414 amino acids)
Cellular component (GO): extracellular region
Molecular function (GO): chitin binding
Source: RefSeq, a predicted model, not a curated record
ACACCAACAGCAACAACAGCAGCAGCAACAACACCAACACCAACAACACCAACUACAACGACACCAGCAGCAACAACAACACCAGCAGCAACAACACCAGCAGCAACGGCAACGCCAACAGUAGACUCGGCAAUGCAAAACAUAUCCGAAACUACAACAACAGCUACAACACCGUUGCCGACCUCUGCCUCGAAGACAACACCCAGAGUUAAAACAACUGAGGACAUGUGUAGCGGAUGUGUCAUGACUAACGGCGUCGGCUACGUCGCCCACCCCACAGAUUGUUCCCGAUUCUAUCAGUGCUACUACAGGAACGUCUCCAGCAUGUCCUCGGAGAGGUCGUGCCCCCCGGGGCUAUACUGGAACCAGGCAGCACUAACGUGUGACUUCCCUGCAAACGUGCAAUGUCUACAGGAUGUAUGCUCUCCUGGCGGGUCGCUGUCUGUCGACUGCCGCAACUACUGGGACUGUAGUACCGGAAGUGCCACUGCCAAGUGCUGCCCACUGUACCAGUCAUACGAUAUCACUUCCGGGUCAUGCAAGACGAAUGUGACCUGCACUGUCGGUUGUCUAAUGGAAGGAGAUAUUCGUGACGUCCCGUGCGACCUGCGUCCAGUGGCUGGAGACAAGCACGUGUUCGAGCAGUGGACGCCAGACGGAACAUGGGUACGUCACAGAUGCCCGCUCUUCACGGAGUACAGCAAGGGCAACUGCGGCUGUGCCUUUCUUGCGCCACAAAACUAUAACAAAGCCUGCAGACCUGAGAUGUAUCUGCCUUUUGACGACAACACCGACGACAUGUCCGGGAAUUCUGUGCACGUCGCCAACGAAGGAGUUACCGUGAGUCACGGGAGUGCUGUGUUUGAUGGCCAGGGACGUCUUGUCAUCAAUCGGUUCUCUAACGCAUGGUUUGGGUCAACUCUGGUCGUGACACUCAGGUUCAAGGUCGCGGCAUCCACGUCUCGGCACGCCCUUGUGUGUAACGGAGACUGUCGCGUAGGCCCAUCCAUCUACAUCGGCAGCAACAGCGACAGCACAACUGAAUUCUUUGCAAAAACCUACAACAGCCCUGCAGUCAACUUUACUCUCCCACAGUCCGCCAGCGGAUGGCAGGACGUGGAGUAUAUACUGCAGGACGGGGCGUUGCAAGGGCGAGCUGCUGGGGUUUGGACUUCGCAGAACACAACAGGUGCACUUGAGACUCGACAGAGGGCGCUGAUAGUCGGUGGCUGCGGAGGGCUGACAGAUUCCAGGGCUCUAUUGAUGAGUUGGCAGUUUACUUCUGUAACCCUGGAACACCUUAAAGUUGGAACGCCGUGCACCUGGAAGGAUUUAAUCCUUGAACGCCUUUACACCUGGAAGGAUUUAAUCCCUUGAACGCCUUACAACUGGAAGGAUUUAAUCCUUGAACGCCUUACACCUGGAAUAAUUCCUAAACCUGGAAGGAUCUAAGACUUCACCAACCAAAGUGCUGAUGACCAGCUGAUGAGACCAAGAGCGUUGUGUAUCGUCAUGUCUUUCGUGUGAAUUAUGUCACAUUCUGACUUUUGUAUUAUUUUGUUAAUUAAACUCGUUAAGCAUA